UUUUCUCUGCUGCAUAACAAAAGAGUUCGUCGAUCGGUGUGGACGUGUGCGCGUUAUUAGUGAAAAUAUGAGAAGAUUUGGUUUGGGCAACUGAAAGUAAUAUUGCAAUACGUCACAAAAGUGGUUUUAUGCCUGUGAAUAAAUGGUUUUAAAUAAUGUGUCUAAAUGGUCAAGAAAGUGUUUGAAAUCUGCAUAAUACCACACUAUGAAGUUAUUUGGUGACAAAUGAUUAAUGAAAAGAAGAUAUUUCUAAUCAAAGUGUUCAAAGUGCUAAUGAAAUAUAUUGAGUUAUAUUCAUGAUAAUUGGAAAAUGAGUUCUUUCCUGAUGGGUUAUCCGCACCACUUUCAAUCAAUGGGAAUUAAUAUUGAGCCUAAGUUUCCGCCAAGUGAUGAAUAUAGUUUUCAUAAUGGAUAUAAUAAUGUGAAUGGUAUUACACAUAACGGAAAUGAAUACUUACAUCACCCAACAAGUGAAAUAACACCGCACAGUUCUGGAGCCAACAAUGGAAAUAAUUACAACAGUUAUUCACAUGGUAUGAGUGGACAUUAUUACCACCAUCACCAUCAUCACCACCAUCAUAAUGGAUACACGUCUCCGGUACAAAUGCAUCCGACAGCUUCGAUACCCACGCCUGCAGCAAUUGUACAACCUUCAACACCAUCGAGCAGUUCAACACCCAAUGAAAGUAAUGGAUACGUGUCAAAUACAUACUAUCCUACAUACUACAACGGUAGUGGACAUCAACCUUUAAUGGACGUUCCGCUACAAUGUCCAGGAAGUGAAAUUAGCAAUACGGCUUUAGGAUUACAAGAAUUAGGUUUAAAAUUAGAUAGGCGAAUAGAGGAAGCAGUUCCUGCUGGACAGCAAUUACAAGAACUUGGAAUGAGACUGAGAUGUGAUGAUCUAGGAUCUGAUCAGGAUGAAUAUCUAGAUGAAGAACAAAUGAUGAUGGAUAGGUCACCUGAUGAAACGGAAUCAAACGAUGGAGAACUGGACGAACUGGAUUCUGAUAAUGAUCUCGGCGACGAUAUGAUGAACACCACUAGUGACGGGGAACGAAUUAUUUAUCCAUGGAUGAAAAAAAUUCACGUUGCUGGUGUUGCGAAUGGCUCAUACCAACCGGGAAUGGAACCGAAACGCCAACGUACAGCCUACACCAGACAUCAAAUUUUAGAAUUGGAGAAAGAGUUCCAUUACAACCGCUAUCUCACCCGGCGACGAAGGAUAGAAAUAGCCCACACACUGGUACUGUCAGAGCGACAGAUUAAAAUAUGGUUUCAAAAUCGGCGGAUGAAGUGGAAGAAAGAUAACAAACUACCCAAUACUAAAAACGUAAGAAAGAAAAGCGGUGAUCAAGGUAAGAACAACGCCGCAUCCAACCCAACAGGCGGUACAGGGAAAAAAGGUCGCAAAGCGAACUCGUCAAGCUUAUCAAACGCGAAGAAGCAAAUGAGUCUUCAAAGUGAAUGCCUUCGUACUGAGAGCCUUGAAAGCAUGACGGACAUUCAUAAUUCAUUGAAUGGAAGUAAUCUGGGUUCAGUUCCUUACAUUUCUGCGUCGGACGUAACCGGAGUGUUGCCCACAAAUUCCAGCAAUAAUAAUAACAACCAAGAGUCGUCAUCUCAUGGUCAACAACAUCAACAGCCUGCACCACAAUUACUGAACAGCUCCGCGACCACCAAUAAUGUGAAUAGCACUGGUGUCCAUUCCAUUAGUAUUAAGCACGACUAUGAUCUCACUGCUCUCUAGGAAAGUAAUGAACAUGAAAUCAGUUCAUUCCUAAUUUAUGACCUUUAUCCACCGAAAAAAAACGAAUGUAGGAGAACUCAAAUGAAUUUUCAUCCAUCAAGAAAAAACUUUCUGUUGAGUACAGUUUGAAUUGUAAUUAGAACAAUAAGUUUUGAGUGUGUAAUAUUCAUAAAGAAGAAGGAAAUAUAUGGCAUGCGGUUCGAACUUAGGUAUUAGAGAACAAAAAGUUCCAACCAUUGUUGCAUUACAACAACAAAGUCGAUUAUGGCCAUUUCCAUCGUACAUGCUCGCAAAUUCAUCUAUUUCUAAAUCUAACCUAUUUAGCUGAAAAUAGUUCUGUUCUCACUGAUAGUCAUUCUCAAACAAACAAACAUUAGAAAUAAAAAAAGUUAAGAACACAUUUUAGAGUAAAUAUGUAUUUGAAAUGGGAGAGAAAAUGAGAUGAAUCCUGGAAACGGUAACUUCAUGUGUCAUUUGGAUGUAAUAUUGAAAAAAUGUUUGUAAAAAAUGAGAGAAAAAUUGCUUAUGUUUUCUUGGAGUGAUUAUUCAUUAGUCUAUGAGAUGCCAUUUCAAUGUAAUAAAAAUAACUCAUAAAUUCGGAUGAAACAGUGAUGUAGCUUUAAGAUGCAAACAAUGUAAACACCUGUACAAAAC
Aedes aegypti (yellow fever mosquito) is the source of this 2404-nucleotide messenger RNA. RefSeq names its product homeotic protein deformed (gene Dfd). Gene Ontology annotation, cellular component: nucleus. The coding region runs from base 311 to 1750 and encodes 479 amino acids. Lineage: Eukaryota; Metazoa; Arthropoda; Insecta; Diptera; Culicidae. The transcript has 5 exons. Gene Ontology annotation, molecular function: RNA polymerase II cis-regulatory region sequence-specific DNA binding; DNA-binding transcription factor activity, RNA polymerase II-specific. Gene Ontology annotation, biological process: regulation of transcription by RNA polymerase II; anterior/posterior pattern specification. The record is from RefSeq and is a predicted model, not a curated record.